This is a messenger RNA of Blepharisma stoltei, 1358 nucleotides long. The record is from the annotation of a GenBank genome assembly. NCBI's taxonomy places the organism in Eukaryota, Ciliophora, Heterotrichea, Heterotrichida, Blepharismidae.
AUGGAGAGAAAAGCUUUAGAAGUUUUUCAAAGAUAUUUGAGGCUAGCUACUGGAAAGCCAUCAUUUGAUCAAAUGUACUUGAAACAUUUUGAUUAUGUUAAAGUAUCCCCACAGGGAAAUUUAUUUUUUUCCCUACAAGUUUCACAAGAAAUUUGUGACUACAAUGGGUUUCUCCAUGCAGGGGCUUUAACAACUGUAUUGGAUGCAGCAACUGGAAUGAGUUUAUGAAUGAAGCUUGAAGAAGCCAAACUUAUGCUUGCAGCUACACUAAAUGUAAACUUUAUCGGGAACCCAAAAAUAGGUGAUAAAGUGAUAAUUGAAUCUAAAUGUAAUGGAAUAUGCCAAAAUAUAGGGCAUACUUAUGCAGAAGCAUUGCUAAACGGUGCAAUAUAGUUCAUGUACUGUUGUGGAUCGUUAUUAUUGAAAAAUUAGCUGCUAUAAUUGACUUGAUAACUUCUGCAUCUUAGAAUAGAAUCGUAAUCGUUUAGACAGCAUUCAGAGUUAAAUAAAAUUUCAAGUGAUUUUAUCGAAUUUUAUAUUGUUUAUAAUUUAAUUAUUCAUCUCUUCCUCUAUACGAAAAGUAGCGAUUUUGCUGUAAAAUACCCAAUUUGGGAAUCCAAAGAAAAAUACUAAAAAUGGUCGCAAGUGUAAAAUAGGUUGGCAAAUCACGAGCCAAUUUUUAAAUAAAUUAUUAAAAAUAUCUUUCAAAAAUACAUUUUGCUAGAAUCACAUAUUAUAAGACUUUUAGAACUUCAUGUAGAGUUACUCUCCAGAGCUCCAGAUUUUCCAUAGAAGAUCCAAUUAAUAAAAUUUAAUUUCAUAUUACUUUCUCUAAAAAUUUAACCUGGCUGCUAAAACACACAAUAGAGAACAAUAGUUUUGAAUUUAAUUGAAUAACCAUUUUUAAUUUUAGUAUAGCCAAUAAAUAUAAGACUUUAAGAAUUUAUGCAUCAGCUAAACUAAUUUAAAAUUAAUUUUAAAAUAAAGCUUUUUAAAAAUUGUCUGGCUGAUUUGUCAACCUAUUUUACACUUGUCAACCAUUUUUGACGUGUUGCUUUGGAUCUCCAAAAUUGGACUUAAGCCAUUUUAAUGCAAAAUCGCUACUUUUCAUAUAAAGAAAGAGAAGAAUCAUUUAAUUGUAAAUCAUAUAAAAUUUAGAAUAAAAUAGCGUGAAACUUAAGAAAUUUUGUUUAACUCGAAUGUUUAUCUAAAUGAUGAUGAUUCUAGUCUAGGAUGUAGAAGACAUCAAGUAAAUUAUAGCAGUAUAGUUUUUAAUGAUGACAAUCAAUCAUGAUUCAUGAGCUAUAAUUGGUACAGCGUCUAAUAAUAUCUGUAUUUUUAACAGAGUAAUUCCAUAG